AAGAUCAAGGGAUUCUGCAAAGUCGCACGCGAGGCCGGCUUCCGUCUCGCAUGGAACGAUGCAUGCUGCAUCGACAAGACGAGCAGCGCCGAGCUCUCCGAGGCCAUAAACUCUAUGUACGAGUGGUAUCGGCUCUCUGACAUGUGUUAUGUGUACCUCGCCGACGUCCCGGAUGGCGACAGCCCCAUAAGCCCUAUCUCCAGGUUUUCUCAGAGUCAUUGGCACACUCGAGGCUGGACGCUGCAGGAACUUAUCGCCCCCGAACGCGUAGUCUUCUUGACGAAUACCUGGAGUUUCCUAGGAACAAAGAAGGGCCUCGCUAAAACUCUGCAGAAAGUCACUGGAGUUGCGUUCGACGUUCUUACCGGAGGGGUCUCGCUGGAAUCGGUCAGCGUUGCGCGGAGGAUGUCAUGGGCUGCGAAGCGAAGCACGACGCGCCUCGAGGACCAGGCCUACUGCCUGAUGGGUAUCUUCGGCGUCCACAUGUCGCCGAUAUAUGGUGAGGGAGAGAACGCGUUCUAUCGUCUUCAAGAGGAGAUAAUCAGGACCAUCCCCGAUCAUAGCAUUUUCGCCUGG
This is a messenger RNA of Trametes versicolor FP-101664 SS1, 576 nucleotides long. RefSeq lists its product as uncharacterized. The transcript has a single exon. The record is from RefSeq and is a predicted model, not a curated record. NCBI's taxonomy places the organism in Eukaryota, Fungi, Basidiomycota, Agaricomycetes, Polyporales, Polyporaceae. The annotation marks the transcript as partial.